Messenger RNA from Rana temporaria (common frog), 1412 nucleotides. It is a transcript of the gene NFAM1, whose product is annotated as NFAT activating protein with ITAM motif 1. The record is from RefSeq and is a predicted model, not a curated record. NCBI's taxonomy places the organism in Eukaryota, Metazoa, Chordata, Amphibia, Anura, Ranidae. Gene Ontology annotation, molecular function: transmembrane signaling receptor activity. The transcript is spliced from 8 exons. Gene Ontology annotation, biological process: positive regulation of cytokine production; positive regulation of B cell receptor signaling pathway; B cell receptor signaling pathway. Bases 66 to 911 code for a protein of 281 amino acids. Gene Ontology annotation, cellular component: membrane raft.
ACAAAAAGCAGAAGUGUAGGUGUGGGGGAUGGGGAGAACGGCAGACGGGGCUCAGACACACAGGGAUGGACCGACCACUAUCCACCAUCGUCUUCAUCGUCACCUGGGCCCACCUGUGCCGGGCCUGUAUUAUAGACCAGACUCCAUCGCUCCUUGUCGCCCUCUCCGGUGAUUGGUCCGCCAUCCGCUGCACUGCCAGGAUUGUGCCGCCCGCCGCUCACCAGGUGAUUAUUACAUCCAUCUUCCUCUCCUGGGAGGAUCAGAUGGACAGGAGGGAGGAUGUCCUGACCAACAUCACCGACAUGAAGACCAUAGAGCACAGAGUCCAGGCCAGAGUGUCAGGAACAUACAAAUGUAGACUCACAUGUGGGAUCGAAAUCAUAGACGCCAAAGGAACCUACAUACAUGUCAGAGAGUCUGGCUAUCAAGAACCCGCUGCCCCAGUGGACAGCCUGCAGUCUGGACUGAUCGCGCUCUUCGUUCUUCUGUUUCUCAUCUCCAUUUCGGGGACGUAUCUAGUUCUGCCAUUCCACCGGAUGAAACAGCUUUCUAGUGUGCCCGCUGCACCCCAAGCAACCCCUACGCCCACCGCCCCGCAACAGCCAGAGGAGGCGACAUCCGGCUCCCUGUACACGAGUCUUCAGCCGCAUUCUGACGACGUGUAUUACGUCCUGGAUGAAGAUCUUGCCAGAAAGACCAAUGUGAUUGUUCCACCUUCACGUAUUCUACAGAAACUCCAAGCAGAAGUCCACGGUGUCCCCGGCCAAAGUCCCAUGAAAAGGCCCAAACCUCAGGCCAAAUCUUCCUCAGUACAAGAGAAGCCACAGACCCUCCCGGACAAGCCCCCAAUCAAACAGAAACCGAGGAAAGUCACAGCGGAAAGUUCCGUGUACGAGAACAUCCAGCGCUGAGGCGUCUUCUCAUCUCUCCGACCAGCGCGACAUUCUCCUCUCUACCCUCACAGAUUGUAAUAAGACAUUCCAAAAACUUUCAUUUUUUUCAUUAACCACUUGAGAUCCGCGCUACAGCCGAAACGACGGCCACAGCGCCAACCUCAAUUGCUGGGAGGCCGUCGGUAGACGUUCUCCUUUUCGCACGCUCCUCGCGCACACGGCACCCGCUGUGAUCACCGAGUCACUGAGACUCGGGUGAUCACAGAACCGAGUAAGGGGCUGGUCCCGGCCCCUCACCACAUGAUCAGCUGUCAGCCAAUGACAGCUGAUCACGUGAUGCAAUCAAAGCUCGGUAAUCUUUUUUUUUUCUCCUCACGCUGACAAAGGGAAGAGAAAAAAAAUGAACACCAAGGGACACGGGUCUGUCUCAUCUGAGCUGAUCUGUACCCCCUGCCAUUGCCCACAGUGCCCACCAGUGCCACCUAUCAAUGCCCACCAGUGGUGCCAAUCAGUGCCUCA